This is a messenger RNA of Cucumis melo (muskmelon), 803 nucleotides long. Its product is annotated as mitochondrial fission 1 protein A. NCBI's taxonomy places the organism in Eukaryota, Viridiplantae, Streptophyta, Magnoliopsida, Cucurbitales, Cucurbitaceae. Gene Ontology annotation, biological process: autophagy of mitochondrion; mitochondrial fission; peroxisome fission. The coding region runs from base 132 to 635 and encodes 167 amino acids. Gene Ontology annotation, molecular function: protein binding. The record is from RefSeq and is a predicted model, not a curated record. The transcript is spliced from 5 exons. Gene Ontology annotation, cellular component: peroxisomal membrane; mitochondrial outer membrane.
UGAAACAAACACGCCACUGUAUACAAGUGAAUAGCUAGUGGUUUCCAUAGAAGUAGAAUAACAAAACAGGGUUGUUCCGCUUUACUUCAAAUAGCAACAAAGAAGAAGAAGAAGACGAUUAGAAGAGAAAGAUGGAAGCGAAGGUCAGCAAAUUCUUAGGCUCCGUUUCCAAUUUCUUCUCCGGCGGCGAUCACAUACCAUGGUGCGAUCGCGACGUCGUUGCCGGUUGCGAAAGAGAGGCUGCUGAGGCCGAAAAGAGCUCAUCUGAUGAGCUUUUGAAGGAAAGCAUUAUGCGUUUAUCUUGGGCACUUGUUCAUUCAAGGCAACCUGAAGAUGUACAACGUGGAAUUGCAAUGCUCGAAGCUGCAAUAUCUGGUGACGAUAGCCCACUGAAGAUGAGAGAGAAGCUUUACCUUCUUGCUGUUGGGUAUUUCAGAAGCGGUGAUUACUCUAGGAGUAGGGAGCUUGUAGAAGAAUGCUUAACAAUUGCUCCCGACUGGAGACAGGCAAUGACACUGAAGAAAUCAAUCGAAGAUCGGAUCACUAAAGAUGGUGUGAUCGGCAUCGGCAUUGCGGCAACUGCUGUAGGACUGCUUGCGGGUGGAAUUGCUGCUGCUGUUUCCAGGAAGAAGUGAGUCCCAAUUACUUGGUUUGUAUAUAAGAAAUCACUCUGAUCAAGCCCAGUUUUAGAGUUGCUAUACUUGAGAACUUUAAGAUGUAGAAUGAUGCUAUUUAGCUAUUACUAAUGUUUGUUCUGUUAUAUUGAUCUAUUUCAUAUUUGUUUAAAUAUUGUGUUUUACGUA